Messenger RNA from Staurois parvus, 345 nucleotides. Lineage: Eukaryota; Metazoa; Chordata; Amphibia; Anura; Ranidae. The record is from the annotation of a GenBank genome assembly.
AUGGGGCCCCCGGGCAAUAGGGGAUCAUGGGGCCCCUGUGUCCUUGCCCAAACUCAAAAAGUCUAUGAAAAAGGUACCAGCGGCAUCUCAUGGGGCCCCCUACUCGCUCAGGUAAAUUUGUAUCUCACAGUAAGGGGCUUAAGUGCCCAGAUAAGUCCCAAGCAGGGGCGGACUGACAACUCAUGGGGCCCCUGGGCAAUAGGGGAUCAUGGGGCCCCUGUGUCCUUGCCCAAACUCAAAAAAGCCUAUGAAAAAGGUACCAGGGGCAUCUCACGGGGCCCCCUACUGACCCCGGGCCCUCGGGCAGUGCCCGAGUUUCCAAAUGGUCAGUCCGCCCCUGCUCCC